GAUAUGUUUGGACAUCGAUGCUUCGCCACCUCUGUCUGAACUUUUGGGCAGCUGACAAAAUUGUCGUAGUUGAGCGAAAUUAAACAAAUUAACAAGACUUCCGGCAUUACCUGAAACCCGCUGACACAGCAAAAACAAAGAAAGAACGACGGAAGCAACGCCAAGUCGCCAAAUCGCAGAGUACCUGGAAAAGUGCGUCCCCAAAAGAGGCUAAACUAAACUAAAAAGCAGUCAUGUCGGCACCGGUCAUUGUCGAGGCCACGGUCAAGCAGACCGCCACGCUGAUCUUCAUGCACGGCCUGGGAGACACGGGUCAUAGCUGGAGCUCCGCCUUGGCCGCCAUUCGGCCACCUUUCAUGAAGAUCAUCUGCCCCACGGCGCCCACACAGCCCGUUUCAUUGAACGCCGGCUUCCGGAUGCCCUCGUGGUUCGAUCUGAUGACCCUGGAUAUCGGUGGGCCCGAGGACGAGCCGGGCAUAAAGUCGGCCCGCGACAGUGUGCACGGUAUGAUAGAGAAGGAGAUUAGUGCCGGCAUCCCGGCGGAUCGGAUUGUCCUGGGCGGAUUCUCGCAGGGCGGAGCACUGGCGCUGUACUCGGCACUGACGUACAACCAGUCACUGGCCGGCGUGGUGGCCCUGUCCUGCUGGCUGCCGCUGCACAAGCAGUUCCCCGGCGCCAAGGUGACCGGUGAGGAUGUGCCGAUCUUCCAGGCACACGGCGACUACGAUCCCGUGGUGCCGUACAAAUUCGGGCAGCUGAGCGCCAGUUUGCUCAAGUCGUUCAUGAAGAAUGUGACGUUCAAGACGUACAAUGGACUGUCGCACUCGUCGUCAGAAGACGAAAUGGAUGACGUCAAGAACUUCAUUACGCUCAUUAUGCUCUUCUCGAUUACAGGACAUAAUCAGUAAAUGGGUAAACUAAUUUCCACUGAACCUUAGCACUCUUAGAACGUACGAAAGCCCCCGACCCAGCCCGUUGCAUUCCAGCGAUCACGAAAUACGGAGCAGCUGAACAUGAUUAAAGCGUAUUUUAUGAAAAUCAAAGCGCAGUAAGAGAGUCACACUGAGAGUUAUACGAGUAGGCUCUCUCGUAGCCCAAUUAUGGAAAUUAUCACUGAAAAUCAAUUCAAAAAAGCAAUCAAUUAUACACACGUAGCUACACCUAAUGAAAAAUGCCAAAACACAAGCAAUUUGUGAGGAAAAUUCGCCACCGCGAGACGAAUCACUUUGAUAUUUGUUCGCUGCUAAUUAUUUCGGUUUACUUAUUUGGGACUUGUUCGUAUUUAAAUUGAAAUUAAUAAAGUUAUAUAACCCCAGAAAAAAAAAAAGAAACUGGAAGCCGCAAUAUAAAUUGGAUCACUGACUGUUUCAACCAAAAACCCGAUUGCCAGGGAAUUAGUAUUGCCAUUUAACUGGCAAUCGGGUGCAAUUUCAGAUAUUUCGAGCGACCAAACUCUACUAAACAUUUGUUUUUAUUCAUUGUAGCUAACAUAAACUCUGAUAAUAUACCCAUUUUGAUUUGA
This is a messenger RNA of Drosophila rhopaloa, 1522 nucleotides long. RefSeq names its product acyl-protein thioesterase 1 (gene Apt1). Bases 234 to 908 code for a protein of 224 amino acids. The transcript has 5 exons. Gene Ontology annotation, molecular function: carboxylic ester hydrolase activity; palmitoyl-(protein) hydrolase activity. Gene Ontology annotation, biological process: protein depalmitoylation. Gene Ontology annotation, cellular component: cytoplasm. The record is from RefSeq and is a predicted model, not a curated record. NCBI's taxonomy places the organism in Eukaryota, Metazoa, Arthropoda, Insecta, Diptera, Drosophilidae.